GAUGAGGAGGAAACCCAAUAGGUCCACAUUUAGAGUGCAAGUCUUCAUGAAUUAGCAGAGCAGAAACGCUCUGUUCGGUUCCACGACCACUUUAUCUCCACCGUUCUAGUGGAUUUGCACAAAAUCCGGAUUAAGUAACGCGCUGCUCCUUUAAGAAGAUCCAACGGGAUUAAAGUUACGCGCAACGAGCUAAAUUGGCGUCCGGUUGCUUUUACGCACACUUUGUAUCUACGGGAGACACUUGUCGCUCGGUACUGACUUGGUACCGCCUCAGCCCAGAACGCAAAGAGUCAUGGCCGAGACUGGGAACAGUGGGAAGGGGGUCACCGCUGGGAAACUGGCUAGCACGGUCCAGAAGAGGUUGAGCAGAGCGCAAGAGAAGGUUUUACAGAAACUCGGCAAAGCGGAUGAGACUAGAGAUGUCGUGUUUGAGGAAAUGGUGGCCAACUUCAACAAGCAGAUGGGAGAAGGCAUCAAGCUGCAGAAGGAUCUGAAAGCAUACAUGACCGCAGUGAAGACUUUGCACGAGGCGUCGCGAAGGCUGCAGGACUGCCUGGCCGACACGUACGACCCCGAGUGGUUCGGCAAAGAGGAGAUGGACGCCAUGGUGGAGGACACAGACACUCUGUGGUUGGACUUUCAUCAGAACAUCACAGACAACUCAAUGCUCUCCGUUGAUUCAUACCUGGCUCAGUUCGCUGAUAUCAAGGCUCGCAUUGCAAAGCGAGACCGCAAGAUGGUGGACUUUGACAGCGCUAGGCACCACUUUGCGUCCUUACAGAAAGGCAAGAAAAAGGAUGAGGCCAAAAUCGCCAAGGCCGAGGAAGAGCUGGGUCGCUCGCAAAAGAUUUUCGAAGAGCUCAACGUGGAAUUACAAGACCAGCUUCCAGUGCUGUGGGACAGCCGUGUUGGCGUCUAUGUUAACACAUUCCAGAAUCUGGCGAAUCAUCAAGAAAAGUUCCACAAAGAGAUGAGCAAGCUGAGUCAAAACCUGAAUGACAUCAUGACCAAACUUGAAGAGCAGAGGCAGCUCAAAAAUGAUGGUGCAGCUGGCGACCAGGCAAAGAGCGACGAAGCCAACCACAACGAGGGGGCCAGCUCGCCACCGACGAGGCCCAGCCGGCCGCCCGGCCGGCCUCAGCAGCAUGAUGAGCCGCUUGACGUCAACACGUCUGACAUUAACACGGAGUCCACAACAACACAGUGUGAGCCCUCCGCAUGGGUCAACCUGCUGGAUUGGGAUGUUAUACAGCCUGUCACAUGUCCAGUUCUCCAGGCGCCAUCUUGGGACUCGUGGCAUGAACAGGCUGUUGCUAAGGACGAAGCGGAGCCCCAAGAGCAGGUUGAGGCUGGAUGGGACUUUAAUGACGGAGGCUCCCAGUGUGACACGCAGCCCCUCCGGGGGGCCGAGUUGUCCGCUGAGCCCGCUAGGUCCUAUGAUGGCGGCGCCGUAGGUCAGGGGGGCUGGGCCCAUGAUGAACAAGUACAGGUUUGUGAAUCCAACAGCUCAGACUACAAGCUCCCUCCUGACUUCCUGUACAAGGUCAAAGUCAUCCACGAAUAUGCUGCCACUGACGGGGACGAGCUGGAGCUCAACGUGGGAGACAUCGUGCUGGUCGUAGCUUUCGACAACCCGGACGAGCAAGACGACGGCUGGCUCAUGGGCGUGCAGGAAUCGCUCUGGAUUCAAAAGCAAGAUAUUUCAACCAAAGGUGUCUUCCCUGAGAAUUUCACGCAGAAGCUUUGAAAUUCAAGCCCCCUUCCUCCUUUGCUCUCUAUUUGGAAUUAAAAACAUCAAUUAUGAAAAUUUGUGAGUCUGAAAAUGGGGUCGGAAGAACUCGAUCAAGAUUAAAGCCAACUGAACGCAUCUGAUAUGAAAGUCUUGAAACACGGAAGUUCCUAUUCUUUGUAUUUUAUCAUUUGUGUUGAAUUCAAAGAUAAAUAUUGGUAACAAGACGGCAAGUCAUUGGGUGUGUCCGUGAACGUCGCAGAAAAAUUAAAGCUCGUACGGAGGCCGCUUGUGGAUUUCACUGAAUAAUCGAAAAAAGAAAAUCUUCAACUUUUGAUAUUCCCUCUUUGGUUUGAUGUCAGUGUUGCCGCUUUCAUGUAUUAUCUUUUCGUUUUUGAAGGACACAUACGUUUUUGGCCAAUGUUCAGUCAGGUGGAAAACCUCCAUUAGUCCGAUUAUCAUUAAAGAUUGAUGAAGCCUG
Molecule: messenger RNA, 2210 nt
Organism: Syngnathus typhle (broad-nosed pipefish)
Lineage: Eukaryota; Metazoa; Chordata; Actinopteri; Syngnathiformes; Syngnathidae
Gene: bin1b
Product: bridging integrator 1b
Exons: 18
Coding region: 293-1747 (484 amino acids)
Cellular component (GO): synaptic vesicle; cytoplasm; plasma membrane
Molecular function (GO): tau protein binding; phospholipid binding
Source: RefSeq, a predicted model, not a curated record